AUGAAGACCUUCUCAGCCAAAGCUAAAAGUAAAAGACCCAAGUUUCUAUUUAGCCUGAAAAUAAAUGAGUUAACCAAUAUCCCGCAAUCAUCAGGAUACUGUUCUGUAAAAUGGCAUCUCAAAGACGGAACAGGAACAAACGGACAUCAUAUUAGUUCGGCUACUCAAGAGCCUAUUAAGGCAAGCUCCCAGAGUAGAGGUUCAACGCCAAGAGUUCUUGUGAAGAAUCACCGUGCACGCUGGAAUAUAGAACUUGACAAGCCGAUACAAAUAAAGCUCACAACAGAUAAGAAUAAGAAGCUGCAUAGCAAAAUACUGAAUAUUGAUGUUUACUUCGAAUUUUUGGAGCCAAUAAAUGGUUCCGGUGGGAAACUACAUCACGCUAGAGGCAAGUCCGACACCUCGAACCAAACCUCGAGUUCUAAUUCCAGUGUAUACACUCAAAAAGUUUCCCGGAAACUCCUUCUAGGGUCGCUCUCCAUCAAUAUUGCAGAGUAUAUCAAUAGAGAGCAAACCGCAGUUACAAAUCGAUUUCUACUGCAAAAUUCAAAGGUAAAUUCCAUACUUAGUCUGGCCAUACGGAUGGAGCUUAUAAGAGGGUCCUUCGAUGACUUUAAGUUACCAGACUCCUUUUCUUCAGGUCAAUUGCCGAAUUCAUUUCGUAAUGGAAUUGGCGAAGUUUUCGAUGAAUCAUCGGAUAUGCCAUCACCUGUUUCCUCCACUUUUCCAGCAUCAACUACUUCCCCCGGUAGUGGACAGGUUCAAAGCCUUGAUAGUCAAGUGAAAAAGGCAACAGAAACGCAAGGAUCAUUUACAAUUGCUAUAAACAACCCGUUUGUGGAUAGGCUUUAUCAGAAAACGUUUCAAAUUCCUUGGGAUCCGAGACCUGGUGAGUUUACUCCUAAAGAAUGUGUUGAUGAUAUAUUUGAAGGUGGUGAUGGAUGGGCUAAGAAUGAAAGUGGCAUUAAUCUCAUCGAUAUUGAAGCAUUGCAACUGUCCGAAUUAGAGCGCAAUUAUGGAUCACAAAGAAACACUUUGGCGGCAGAUAUUACUUAUGGUGAUAUUGACAAAAGAGCGUAUUUGGAAAGAAGAAUUUACUCCGAAAGUCAAGUGAAUUCACAGAGACAACAUUCGAGUGAUGAUAGGGAGUCUAGUAAUCUUGGUAACGACGCAUGCGAAAACGAAUUCGAUGAAUAUGAAAGUAAUAAGAUUAAUGACUUUAAGAGUUGGACAAUUAGCAAGAUCCUGCCGUGA
This is a messenger RNA of Lachancea fermentati, 1254 nucleotides long. NCBI's taxonomy places the organism in Eukaryota, Fungi, Ascomycota, Saccharomycetes, Saccharomycetales, Saccharomycetaceae. The record is from the annotation of a GenBank genome assembly.